Molecule: messenger RNA, 471 nt
Organism: Cornus florida
Lineage: Eukaryota; Viridiplantae; Streptophyta; Magnoliopsida; Cornales; Cornaceae
Product: stress-induced protein KIN2
Exons: 3
Coding region: 59-256 (65 amino acids)
Source: RefSeq, a predicted model, not a curated record
GUUUUUGAGCAACAAUAUUGUUUCGUGUGUGUUCGAUUUGAAGUAGAGAAACCAAAACAUGGACCAAUCUCAGAAUGCGAAUUACCAAGCUGGCCAGGCCAAGGGCCAAGCCCAGGAAAAGGGCAACCAGAUGAUGGACAAGGCUAGCAAUGCUGCCCAGUCAUGCAAGGAAUCAGUGCAGGAGGCUGGUCAGCAAGCGAAGGCCAAGGCGCAAGGCGCAGCUGAUGCAGUCAAGAAUGCAACCGGCAUGAAUUGAAGCUGCAUUGAUCCUUUAAUUUGUUCAUUUGUUUCCCGAAUUUUAUAAGUAACUUUCCGGUUUAAAUCUUGAAAUUCAUUUGAAUUUUGGUAGUCUUUUUGUUUCUCCUGUUUAGGAGGUCAUAAUUUGUUUGUCAAUUGAAGGAAGAAAGAGAACUCUAUCUCAUGGAGUUGUCAAUUUAAUCAAAUGACUAUUUAUUAAUCAAAAAUUUAAUC